Molecule: messenger RNA, 1646 nt
Organism: Glycine soja
Lineage: Eukaryota; Viridiplantae; Streptophyta; Magnoliopsida; Fabales; Fabaceae
Product: probable protein S-acyltransferase 14
Exons: 7
Coding region: 351-1265 (304 amino acids)
Biological process (GO): peptidyl-L-cysteine S-palmitoylation; protein targeting to membrane
Cellular component (GO): Golgi apparatus; endoplasmic reticulum
Molecular function (GO): protein-cysteine S-palmitoyltransferase activity
Source: RefSeq, a predicted model, not a curated record
AAUAAAACCAACAUUUUCAUCCCUCUCGGUGCUGUGUUUAGCUUCCUUCUUCUUCUUCCUCUUUCUUCUUCUUCUGCUGCACCCACAAAUCAAAACCCCCCUUUUCCAACCCAAUUUUUCUCCAUAAACCCUAGAUUCAACGAACCCGCCGACCAAGCUCGAACCUCACGUCGCAAAAAAACACUUCUUUUCCCCUCUCCGAGGUUGUCGUGUCGGAGCAUAGCCAUGUUGUUCCCUCGAGGAAAUUGAUGAUUUUUCAUAACAUUGGGGUCUCGUUUUGCUUGUGGGGUCACCUUGAAGGAGGGAAAAGUAACGAGCUUUGGGGCUGAAUCGUGGUGGGUCUGUUGAGUAUGCAUAGAUCUGGAGCUACGAUGGCGUGGAACGUGUUCAAGUUCUGCACUGCUCUGCGUGGAUUGGGCUCGAUCAUGAUCCUGUUGGUUCUUGGCGUUGUUGGUGCCACUUACUAUGCUGUUGUUUUGACCAAUUAUGGCCCUGCUUUGUAUGCUGGAGGACUUGAUUCUCUUGUUGCCUUGGCAGUGUUGAUCUUGUUUCAUAGCUUGUUGGUUAUGCUGUUGUGGAGUUACUUUUCUGUUGUUUUUACCGAUCCGGGGAGUGUCCCUCCAAACUGGAAGCCUACAAUUGAUGAGGAAAGGGGAGAGGCUGAUCCGUUGGUUGGGACAGAGUUUAGUAAUCUGCCGUCUGAUCCCAAUCCACGGGUUCGGUACUGUCGGAAGUGCAAUCAGCUCAAGCCGCCUCGAUGCCAUCAUUGUUCAGUUUGUGGGCGCUGUGUUUUGAAGAUGGACCACCAUUGUGUGUGGGUAGUCAACUGUGUCGGGGCUCUAAAUUACAAAUAUUUCCUUCUUUUCUUGUUCUACACUUUUCUUGAGACGACUCUAGUGACUGCAUCCUUGCUGCCUCAUUUCAUAGCAUUCUUUAGUGAUGGAGAAAUUCCUGGAACACCUGGCUCUCUUGCUACAACUUUUCUUGCUUUCGUUUUAAACCUGGCCUUUGCACUGAGCGUCUUAGGAUUUCUCAUCAUGCACAUAUCUUUGGUGGCUGCUAAUACGACCACUAUUGAGGCAUAUGAGAAGAAAACUACUCCAAAAUGGCGUUAUGACCUUGGUCGUCGAAAAAAUUUUGAGCAGGUUUUUGGGAUGGACAAGAAGUACUGGUUCAUCCCUGCUUAUUCAGACGAAGAUAUACGAAAGAUGCCAGCUCUACAAGGUCUUGACUAUCCUUCAAAACCUGACUUCGAUUCCCAAUAGUUCUAAAAGCUAAUAUAUAUCCACAUCAUGUAACAAAAGUCAUGGAGACUCUCCACAACCCUCUACUUCACUCUCUAACACAAUGUAGCGUGUAAGUAAAUGUCGCCCCUCGUAAUUCAUCUGCAAUGACACCUAGUAUGAUGUCUUUUUUUUUCUUUUCUUUUUAAAAUUGUUUUCUAAAGGUGCUUGUUUCAUGUUGAAAUGAAGGGAGCAAUGGGGGGCAGGGUGGUGUGAUGCUGGUUUGAGGGGCUAAUGUGUUUAUGUUCCCAUAAUGAUAGGAACUGUUUUUUGUCAAGCAAUGCAAUUUUCUCACCUUUCCUUUUAUUCAAAUUGAGUGAAAUAGCAAUUUUUAGUGCUGGAAUUUAUUCUCUAGUUGGAGAC